AUGUCCACGAAUGCCUCCAUCACGCACACCAAACGAAGGUCGACGAGGGCAAUACCCUCGAAUUUGAAUAGGUCUGUGACAAGGUACAUGUUACAGGGUCAACAACCCUCGAAAUGCAAUUCGACGAGCAAAUCGUCCCCUCCCGCUGCAAAUAUUGCACCAGCUGAGAUCCUACUGGAUAUUUUCUCCAUGCUGACACCGCGGGACUUCGACAAUGCCCGGCGAACAUGCUCACAGUGGAUGCGGACUAGCCUGAACCACAGGCUACUUGAAAACAUGCUUAAAAGAGCAGGGUGGUGGGACGCAUGGUUGCAAGACUGCCAAAUGCCACGCAUCUCCCGGUUAGAUGAGAGCGAGGUCUGGAGAAUGAGCCGCCGCUUUGCGACAGAAUGUCUCCUUUCUGGGCGGAAGUUGAAUGUCGAGAAGUCGGGCUUUUUGACUACAGCGGUGGUAGACUUUUCAAGUCUCUCUGGUUCUACAAGAACAUCCCGCCGCACUCGACUUCAGUCAGUUUUGCAGAUGACCGAAGGCAAAGGGUCCGGGGUGUCAACUUUCAGCAUUAGCAGUUGCAGCAACUAUCUACUCGUGACGACAGGCUGUAUGAUCUAUAUUUAUUGUCUUUCGGGUCGAAAGUCUAGGCCAACAUCUGCAACAAACUUUAGCGAUGAUAACUUGGCGCUUGUCUCGCGUAUCUCAUGUCCGUUCGAUAUUAUUUCGGCCGCCAUAGAUACCAGCAAGCCCCAGUUCACCAUCGCUGCAUUGCUUCGCAACCGCGUCGGCAUGAUCUGCAACUUGGAUAUGUCUUGGGCCAAAGACUCAGCUACCAAGGGAUCUCACUCCAAUAGCAAAAUGCCCACCUCAUCCCGCCACUUCUUCUACAACAUCUGCACAGUGGACAACCCACCACGAACGGUUGCCCUCUGUCCUGGUCGGCCUAUUGUCGCCUUCGGCUGCGCCGCGGGCAUCGAAAUCCACAGCGUGAGCGAAACAAAGCGCAACGAACAACGCAAACACUUCACCCUCCCCCAACCCUCCGAAAUCCUUCAUUUCCUUCCAAGUAGCUCAGAAACACCCAGCGAGCUACGUCUCAUUUCCUCACUAUCCGGAUCGGGCUUGCACGAAUGCAAAUGCCCCCCUUCACCCUCCCCUUCAUCUUCAUCCUAUUCGACAUCAUCCCCAAAACACGACCCAAAAAACAACCAAUUCCAUUUCCUCGCAGACAUCCAGUCCUUCAAUCGCCGCCGCAUUCCCCACGCCCCAUCCCGCAGUUUUGUCCGCGCAACACACUGCCACCACUAUCGUGCCGUCCCCAUCAACGACGGUUUCCACAUCAUGUUCAUCGAGCCACGCACAAAGCUACUAUGCAUCGGGACCGACGCUCCAAUCGGCGGGCCAACAAGCCUAACCCGCGCAUUCGUCUGCGUUCCGCCGCCGUUCUCAAAUACCCAAGACGGACAGACCAAGACACCACCCCCAUCCCCAUCCCCCUUAAACACAACUCCGCCUCCAGCAGACCUCCCAAUCCCAACAACCUUCACUGCGGGCUCCGACCUCCGCUGGGGUCUCCGUGUUGUCGCAGCCUAUGGUGACCGCCUCGUGCUGUACUCCAUCCCCUUGGACGUAUUCAACGUGAUCCGCAAAGAGCGUGAACGUCAAGGUGACGGUAUAAUGGGUGCCAGCGAUCUUGCACUUGACUGGUACGUUGACUCGGAGCGGUCCCGCAAGCGGCGUGAGAGUCUGGUGCAGAACCAAAAUGGGGAUUGGGAGUUCCUUUUGUCGGUCUCCUAUCGUCCUACGGCUAUGAUGUGGCCGUUUAAGAUCUAUGGCAAGGAGAUUGGGUCCGUCAAGGGGACUGUGGAGCUUGCUUUGCAGUCUUCCCAGGGUGGAGUUAGGGUUUGGGCUUUUGGGGAGGAUGGAAAAGGCACUGUUUUGGAUGUUGAUAUUGGUGAUGCUCCCACACAGUCUCUUGGUGUUGGUUCUGAUGGGGAGUUGAAAGAUCUUGGUAUCGUUCCGAGGGUUGGUCUAGGUGGCCUGGGGGUUUCUAGGAAACGGAAGUUCGAGGAAGCGAGGACUGGGUUUGCAGGUCGAUAUGGUGCUGGUCGCUAUUCGGCUGGAGUUGAUGUCAAGCCUUGUGCUGCUGGUGUUCAUGGUAUACAUCAGGAUCCAUCUGUUCGGCGUUCAUCUUUUGCAGCUUGCAUUAUAGAUUUUAAGAUUCCCUUGUAUUAA
Molecule: messenger RNA, 2226 nt
Organism: Penicillium hordei
Lineage: Eukaryota; Fungi; Ascomycota; Eurotiomycetes; Eurotiales; Aspergillaceae
Product: F-box protein
Exons: 1
Coding region: 1-2226 (741 amino acids)
Molecular function (GO): protein binding
Source: RefSeq, a predicted model, not a curated record